Messenger RNA from Sebastes umbrosus (honeycomb rockfish), 4722 nucleotides. RefSeq names its product rabenosyn-5. Gene Ontology annotation, molecular function: metal ion binding. The record is from RefSeq and is a predicted model, not a curated record. The transcript is spliced from 12 exons. NCBI's taxonomy places the organism in Eukaryota, Metazoa, Chordata, Actinopteri, Perciformes, Sebastidae. The coding region runs from base 253 to 2598 and encodes 781 amino acids.
UCCCUCCUCUCUUCUCUUACCAACUGAAUGCUAAUCACAUGACCAGGCAGGGCUGCUGCUGCUGCAGCUGGUGUUGUCGAGCUGUCAAAGAUAAUACUAACUGUCAACCACACACUUAUUACUGGAUUCAUUUGAUUUUCACUGGCGUGAUGGAGCUAUUAUGGGGUGGGUUGUACACCCCGUGACAUGUGGACUGAAGCAAGAAUCUCCCCAUCUUGCAUCUCUUCUCCAUAAACACAGCCCUCUGCUGUCAUGGCCUCCAGUUAUCCACCCCCCUUUGAGGGCACAGGGGAAGUGAAGGAGGGCUUUCUUUGCCCGCUGUGCCUGAAGGACCUUCAGUCGUUCUACCAACUCCAAGACCACUAUGAAGAGGAGCACUCUGGAGAUGACCGCCAUGUUAGGGGACAGCUCAAAAGUUUGGUUCAGAAGGCAAAGAAAGCCAAAGACAAGCUAUUUAAAAGUGAUGGAGAUGACAGACCGGAUACAGGCAGUUAUGAGUCCUUUUACUACGGUGGAGUGGACCCCUACAUGUGGGAGCCUCAGGAACUGGGAGCGACCAGAAGUCACCUGGACUUCUUUAAAAAGCAUCGGGCAGCAAGGAUAGAUCACUAUGUUAUUGAGGUCAACAAGCUCAUCAUUAGACUGGAAAAGUUGACAUCGUUUGACAGAAUCAACUCCGAUGCUGCCAAAAUCAGAGCCAUUGAGAAGUCAGUGGUGUCAUGGGUGAAUGACUCGGAUGUCCCGUUCUGUCCUGACUGUGGAAACAAGUUCAACAUCCGGAACAGGCGGCACCACUGUCGUCUCUGUGGGUCCAUCAUGUGUAGGAGGUGCAUGGAGUUUGUCCCCUUGCCUUUGGCUCAAAAGCUGAUUAAUGGGACGCGAGAGGCCCUGUGUGUACCUGGAAGCCCCAUUCAGUCCCAGUCUCCCCCAGUGGGAGGCGGCGGCGGCAGCGGGAUGGGUUCCAGGAGAGGCAGCAUCAGCAGCCUGAGCAGCGUCACCUCCAUGUUGGAGGAAAAGGACGACGAGAAGAUUCGAUGCUGUCGCCACUGUAUGGACACGCUGCUGAAGAGGCAGCAGAAGUUGGAAGAGAAGGACCACAUGCCGGAUGUGGUGAAACUUUACGAGAGGCUGAGGAUGUGCAUGGAGAAGGUGGAUGAAAGGGCUCCAGAAUACAUCAGGAUGGCCGAGUCGCUUAAUGCCGGAGAAACCACAUACAAUCUUGACACUGCUGGUGGACUGAGACUGGAAGUGCAGAAAUACUACGAGCUUAUCGAUGCCCUGAGUAAGAGGAUUUUAACACUAAGAGCAAAAGAUGACCCACCACCGCGUCCAAAAGCCCUCCAGCUGCAGAAGAUGAUCCGCUAUACGGCUACGCUAUUUGUCCAGGAGAAGCUGUUAGGUCUCAUGUCUUUACCCACUAAGGAUAAAUAUGAAGAGCUGAAAGAAAAGAGAAAACAGGAACAAGAGAAGAGACUCCAACAAGAGAGACUGGUAACCCAGGACACCCUGAAGAAGAGGCAGGAGACUGAGAGAAACCGUCCACCUCCCAGCACCAACGGAGAACUGCCGCAGGCACCCAGAGCUCCGCACAUGACCAAAGCUGGUGGAUGGUUGCCCUCCGCAGACUCCGUCCACACACGCAGCGAGCUGGAAGACCCCCUCCUGCAGCAGAUUGAGAACAUCCAGUCAUUCCUUCGUCAAGCGCGGGAGGCCAAGAGGACGGACGAGGUUGCCAUGUUGGAGGAGAACCUGCGUCAGCUGCAGGAUGAAUACGACCAGCAGCAGACCAGCCUGGCCAUCGCGCUCUCCCAGAAGCUGGCCCAGCAGGAGAGCUUGCAGCAGGGGGAGCUCGAUCGUCUCGAAGCCCGGGAAAGGGAGGAGAGGGAGUAUUGGGGCCCCACUGUGGGCUCCACCCAGCCUUCCUUCACCUGGGAGAGGUCUCUGGAUAUCAGUCCGGCAGGGGGCUUACAAGGAGAGGAAGAUACUGAAGAAGGGGACCUGACUCCAAAAGCUGAGAGGAGUCCAUCCUCCGUAAGAGCGUUCCCUGCUCUCACAAGCCAAGAGGAGUCGCCUCCAAGGUUGAGGAGCUUAGGGGGCCACGUAACCCCCCCUGGUGGUGAAGGACAGAACGCCGCCUCCCUUAACCCUUUCGAUGAGGAGGACUCUACUCCCGUUGAGGAGGAUCCAUCCAAUCCGUUCUCUGAGGACAUAAAGAGGGAACACAAAGAGGUGAGCAAUGGGAAGAAAGAAUACAACCCAUUCGAUGAAGACGAAGAAGUCGUGGAGGACAAACAGGCUGAGGCCGCACCCGGCAACCCCUUUGAGGACGGCGAUACCGACAAAGGUAACCCUUUCCUGGAAGCCUCUGGGAAUUCUCCAGAAGUCUCGACCAAUCCCUUCGACGGAGACGAUGACGACGAGGUUUUGCCCGACGUGGACAUGAUAGAGGAGGAGCUGCUGCUGCAGCAGAUCGACAACAUAAGGGCCUACAUUUUUGACGCCAAGCUCAGCGGGCGUCUUGACGAGGUGGAGCUCCUGUCAGAGAACCUCAGAGAGCUACAGCGCACCCUACAAGAACAGAAGAAAAAGAAGCACUGACACCUUUCCCUAAAAAAAAAAAAACCCUGAUUACCUGCUACUUACCAAGUCCUGCAAGGCUAGCUCACUUUACAUGACUCAUGAGCCCACUGGUUUUAGUUUGGGUGAGGUCUGCUGCACCACAAAAAGAUUAGGUUAGUUUCAAAAUUAAAUAAGUACUAUAGCUCAGUCGUCUGGAGUGACUCCAAAACAUCUUUCUAAACCACUUAUCCUGUACAGGGUCGCAGAGGGCUGGAGCCUAUCCCAGCAUGCACAAAUUUUAAGCACUGCAAAUUGUACAGGCAUGUUGCUGAAGAUAUUAACCCUGUCGUACAGUAUCAGGGACAACACAAACAAUGGAAGACAAGAAUGCAAUUUGAAUGUUUUUUUUUUAAUUGUCAGAUGGUUGUUUGAGUUGAGUGUGGCCGAGGAAGUUAGGAUGUAUGAUUUGGAUCUCUGGUAGAAGCGAUGAACUAAGUCAAAAUGUAAUUGUGGCCGAGGGUGAACAAAUGGGAGCCACAAAGCACUUGAUGCACGUUAAACUAAAGGUUUUAAACAACUUUUUUUCACAUUUGCAGUAGUACUCCCCAAGACCUGUAAACAGACUUUGAUGUGUAAAAUCGGUGGAGUUGCCCUUUAAUUCCACUGAUAUUAGUGCCAUCUUGUACCUAUAACUUUGGUUUAUUUAUGGUAAUUGAACUUCCUGCUGUUCAUUGAACCAAAGAACCAAACCAUGCAUUACUGUUCUAUCUGUUCUAACAACAUUCAAAAUAAACAACAAAAUAACCAUCUGAUAAUUUAAUUAGAAACAAAUGAUAUGAGACUUUUAUGACCAUAUUUGGGCAGUGUUUGAAGGAAACUGAUCAUUCAAUAAGUUAUAUAUAACUUAUAUAAGAUAUAUUAAAAUGUAAUCACAGGGUUAAAUUUCUAAUUAAGUCACACGACCUGCACCCAGAGCCUGUGACCACUUUGUGUCAUAACGGAAAUUAAAGGCACAUUACACAGAAAUAAGCCAUUCUUGUUGUGUAACUGUCACUCGUACGGACUAUGAUGACGUUAUCAGAGGGAAAAGCUUUUAAUCUGUAAUCAUACUAUAAAUAACCACAUGUACAUCUGCGUCAUCUACAUUAUGACAGGAGUUGAAUAAGUAUUUGUUCUAACAGCUGUUCAUUUCUGUGUCAGUGAAAGUUGCUUUUUCUGUAGCACUGAAUUCAAAUGUUAAUCGGUCUCUGUCAGGUGAUAUCUGCAUGGUCUUACUCAAGCAGAUUCGGUUCAGUAAUUAUUUUGUGCAUCUUGUCUCGUAGGCCUUGGCAUGGUUGCAUUUUAGACCGUAAUUUUUGUUUUAAACAGCAUCUUAAAUGCCACAUUGAGCCAAGUGAACAAAACGUUUUCCACGUCCUACUGUGCGACCCCUAAAGGUUGUGAUCUUAUUGUUAACAGUGGCACUACUGAUCCACCUGAGCACUUGGGUUGCAUGAUUUGUGUCUGUGCUUCUUUGACGUGCUGUUUAUCGCUGGUCUUUCUAUAGAUAGUGGCCAAGCUUGUCUUCCUUUCAUUUUUUUAUACAAUUCUUUUCUCAACAAAUAGCUCCUGUUCCGUGCUUUCGGCCAAGAUCUGUAUGUAAAGCAUCCAACCAGCACUAAUUAUGAACAUACUAAACACUAUCUGCCAAGGCACAACAUAGGCAAGUCAACAAAUAAAACAGAAUUCACUAAAACCCCAGUGUGCACAGGCGUUUAUCUGUAUUUGUAAAGAUCAAUUUAAUUCUUAGGUCAAUGCAACAUUUUAGACAGGUUUUACUUUGUCAGAUAAAUUAACACUACAUUGAAUACCAGCAAGUAUUAUCACUCACAGUGCUGCUAAGUCCUUACAUGAGUUUGUCAUAGUGCUUUCCUGUCAGUCAGAAUGUCCAUGUUUCUCUUCAUGGUGUUGAUCUCGCACUGCUCAUCUGUGACGUCCACAGAAGAUUUGAAGUAAAACGUGACACUGUAAACGUUUUGUGACCGCAGUGUGAGUAACUCGAGGAGCUUCUUCAUGUAUAUUAGCAGUUGAUUUUUAGCUAAUUUGGUCAAAUAUUUCAGACACACAUUAUUAACUUUAGAAAAUUCCAUCUCAGCACCAAUAAAAAAAGUUGUCUCUGUAAAA